GGUUAUUGUACUCAGAUGCUCUCCAGCCUUGUAGGCCUGAGCCAACCCAUCUCCUUGGCUGGCUGUGCCACUCAGAUGUUCCUUUUUAUCACUUCAGCUAUCAACAAGUGCUUUCUACUCACAGCAAUGGGAUAUGACCGCUAUGUGGCCAUCUGCAACCCCUUGAGGUACACAGUCAUCAUGAACAAGAGGGUGUGUGCCCAGCUGGUAUGGGGGGACUGCAACAUUGGGCUACUUGUGGCCACAAUUCAGAUUUCCUCUGUGUUCAGGUUGCCCUUUUGUGACAGAGAGAUGGCCCAUUAUUUUUGUUACAUCCGCCCAGUUAUGAAACUCUCCUGUGCUGACACCACUAUACAUGACAUAAUUAAUUUCCUUGUCAGCUCACUCAUUAUUGUGGUGCCCAUGGUUUUGGUCUUCAUCUCCUAUAUCCUCAUCAUCUCCACCAUCCUCAAGAUCACCUCUGCCGAGGGCCGGAAGAAGGCUUUUACCAUCUGCACCUCCUACCUCCCUGUGGUCAUUGUCCACUAUGGCUGUGCCUCCAUUCCCUAUCCCAAGCCCAAGUCAGAGAUCAUGAGGGAUCAGGACCAGGUGAUUGCAAUGACUUACACCGUUUUUACUCCUCUCCUUAAUCCUGUGGUGUAUACUCUAAGGAACAAAGAGGUCAAGGAUGCCCUUCACUGUGCUGUUGGCAAAAACCUCUUGCCUAGGAUCUUUGGUAGCUUGAUAUAUACCCUAUCAUACUCUGGGUAUUUUUGUAAUCACAAGAAAAAUUGA
Physeter macrocephalus (sperm whale) is the source of this 774-nucleotide messenger RNA. Its product is annotated as olfactory receptor 10J1-like. Gene Ontology annotation, biological process: G protein-coupled receptor signaling pathway; detection of chemical stimulus involved in sensory perception of smell. Bases 16 to 774 code for a protein of 252 amino acids. NCBI's taxonomy places the organism in Eukaryota, Metazoa, Chordata, Mammalia, Artiodactyla, Physeteridae. Gene Ontology annotation, molecular function: olfactory receptor activity; G protein-coupled receptor activity. Gene Ontology annotation, cellular component: plasma membrane. The record is from RefSeq and is a predicted model, not a curated record. The transcript has a single exon.